Molecule: messenger RNA, 789 nt
Organism: Xenopus laevis (African clawed frog)
Lineage: Eukaryota; Metazoa; Chordata; Amphibia; Anura; Pipidae
Gene: mcts1.S
Product: malignant T-cell amplified sequence 1 S homeolog
Biological process (GO): translation reinitiation; formation of translation preinitiation complex
Cellular component (GO): cytoplasm
Molecular function (GO): RNA binding
Source: RefSeq, marked provisional
GCCUAAGCGAGUGGAGGAAAUGUCAGUGUGAAGUCGGAGUGCUUCUAGCUUUGAUACGCACCCGUGCCCCGGAUGUAAACUGAUCCUUCUCCCGUGAAACACUGGGAAGCUCCCGGGCCUUGCUGCACGCCAGCAUGUUUAAGAAAUUUGAUGAGAAAGAAAAUGUAUCCAACUGUAUCCAAUUAAAAACAUCUGUGAUUAAAGGCAUCAAAAACCAACUGAUUGAUCAGUUUCCUGGGAUAGAACAAUGGCUCAACCAAAUAAUGCCCAAAAAGGACCCAGUAAAGAUUGUUAGGUGCCAUGAGCACAUAGAGAUUUUAACUGUGAAUGGAGAGCUGCUGUUCUUCAGGCAGAGAGAGGGUCCGUUUUAUCCAACACUGAGACUGCUUCAUAAAUAUCCUUUUAUUCUUCCUCAUCAGCAAGUGGAUAAAGGAGCCAUUAAAUUUGUUCUCAGUGGCGCCAAUAUCAUGUGUCCGGGCCUGACGUCUCCUGGAGCCAAGCUUUACCCAGCUGCAGCUGAUACUGUGGUUGCAAUAAUGGCAGAAGGAAAGCAGCAUGCUCUCUGUGUUGGAGUUAUGAAGAUGUCUGCAGAUGAUAUCGAAAAAAUAAACAAAGGCAUCGGCAUCGAAAACAUUCAUUAUUUAAAUGAUGGCUUAUGGCACAUGAAGACUUAUAAAUGACCUUUUGGAUUCAAUGUGGACUGCUUGAUAAUGUUUGUUUUUAUUUGUGUAUUUGAGUUGAAAUCUCAUUCUGUGCUGUAGCUCUGCUUAAUAAAGCAAGUUCAACUAA